Molecule: messenger RNA, 1421 nt
Organism: Micropterus dolomieu (smallmouth bass)
Lineage: Eukaryota; Metazoa; Chordata; Actinopteri; Centrarchiformes; Centrarchidae
Gene: unga
Product: uracil DNA glycosylase a
Exons: 6
Coding region: 225-1130 (301 amino acids)
Biological process (GO): base-excision repair, AP site formation via deaminated base removal; base-excision repair
Cellular component (GO): mitochondrion; nucleus
Molecular function (GO): uracil DNA N-glycosylase activity
Source: RefSeq, a predicted model, not a curated record
GUCACUUCUGCUUCAGUUUAACCGCUAACUCUGGCCACAUGUCCGGCUUGCAAUGUUAAAACACAACGUUAUUAACAUAUAAUCAUUUACAGAGUACUUACACGAGUAUAUGUCAAACAGUGAGGGAUCUGUCGUUUACACGUUCAGCGUAAUCCAAGCUGCCUUCACAAGCGCCACUCUGUUCUUGAUUGUUGUGAAAUUAUGCUCCCGGCUACCACAGCACUAUGUUUGCGCUACGUUGUCGACGGCUUCUAAGGCCAGUUUCACCUCCAGCUGCACGCUUCUCACCGCCUCUGUAUUUUGCUCAAUACACUAAAAUUCUGCAGAAGAAGCCGAAGUCUUCGGCGGUGGAGCCAGAGCCCUGCAGCCCUCUUCCUGCUCCUCUGUCCCCGGAGCAGCUGGACAGGAUCGCCCGCAACAAGAGAGCAGCGUUGGAGAAACUCGCUUCCGCUCAAAUACCUCCAGGGUUUGGGGAGAGCUGGAGAAAAGGACUGUCGGCUGAGUUUGGAAAGACCUACUUUAAACAAUUGAUGACCUUUGUUUCUGAUGAGAGGAAACGCCACACUGUGUACCCACCUGCUGAACAUGUCUUCACCUGGACGCAGAUGUGUGACAUCCGGGAUGUGAAAGUUGUGAUUCUUGGCCAGGAUCCUUAUCAUGGUCCUAACCAAGCCCAUGGAUUGUGCUUCAGUGUUAAAAGACCAGUGCCUCCUCCACCCAGUUUGGAGAACAUGUACAAAGAACUCAUCUCUGACAUUGAAGGCUUUCAGCACCCUGGACAUGGAGAUCUGACUGGAUGGGCCAAACAAGGUGUGUUGCUGCUCAACGCUGUGUUGACUGUCAGAGCGCACCAGGCCAACUCCCACAAAGACAGAGGUUGGGAGACCUUCACUGAUGCUGUGGUGCAGUGGCUCAGCAACAAUCUUGAAGGCCUUGUCUUCAUGCUGUGGGGAUCGUAUGCCCAGAAGAAAGGAGCCACUAUUAACAGGAAACGCCACCACGUUCUGCAGGCUGUACAUCCUUCUCCCUUGUCUGCUCAUCGAGGAUUUUUUGGGUGCAGGCACUUCUCAAAGGCCAACGAAGUGCUACAGAAAUCUGGAAAGUCUCCAGUGAACUGGAAGGCACUUUAAGUUGUUCUGCAUGUCGGCUCUUCUAACAUGCAUGUUGGUUAACUACAGACCAACAGACCCAUAAGCUUUCUCAGUUUUCUGUUUUAGCAACAGUACGUGCAGAGAUGAAAGAGUUCAUGUUGGCAGUUUACAUUCUACAGUUUUGUGCUAUACACUGAACUUUCAUGAAACCAUUUGUUGGGAUGCAUAGUUAUUUCAUCUGCACCUGUCAGUUUCAACAUUGUAAAUAUGUUUGCAUUUUUUACUUUUUUAUUGAAAUAUUGGUUCUAUUAAAAGUGGUUGCAAAAAGUG